Molecule: messenger RNA, 1269 nt
Organism: Sporothrix brasiliensis 5110
Lineage: Eukaryota; Fungi; Ascomycota; Sordariomycetes; Ophiostomatales; Ophiostomataceae
Exons: 2
Coding region: 1-1269 (422 amino acids)
Source: RefSeq, a predicted model, not a curated record
AUGCCAGACAUCGAAGAACAGAUCACUGGCAUCUACUCGCCGGCGUCAUCGCCGCAACGCCACCUUCGACACCAAGCAUCGCUCGAAAAUGUCCUGGAUGUUGCCUCUGCCGCACAAGACCCUUUGACGUCCUCAGAGCGCACAGCAGCCAGGCAGGUAUUCUACCGCAUCGUACAACACUUUGAGGCCAUCGAUCCGUUCCAGGGCAUGGCCCGGGCUGAGCAAGCCAAUGCGUACAGCCAUCCUUUACUGGUUCGUUACACAUACGAAUACUCAUUCUCCGAAGACUCUCGCGACGUUUUUCUGCGAGCAUUCUUUGAUUCCGUCGGCCUCGAUCUUGCCGGCCUCGUCAAUACACGGGCUGAAAUCGAUUUUGACAAAGUCACACCCCACUUUCAUGGCUUUGCCGACCACCUAAUUGAUAAUUUCUUCCUGCCGCUGAAGGCUUCCACUGCGAAAACGCCGCAGCCGUCGCCCGCCUACCACUCGGCCGUUCUUCGCGCCCAGGGCGCUGACACGGGUACAGCGCACGGCUUCAUUGGGACGCCAGACCGGUUGGCAUCGCUGCGCUGGGAAUGCCUGCAGCGGGACCGGCACCGCUGUGUCGUGACGCGCAGCUUCAGCAACACCGAGUACCAAGCACGGUUCAAGGCACACCGCGACAAUGCGCGAGACGACGGCGGCGCUCUGCUCUCCGAGCAAGCGAACGCCAGACCGUUCGCGGCUCUUGAAGUCGCGCAUAUCAUCCCACACUCCAUAAUGAAGUCCGCGUCGGGCCAGGCUGCACUCGCCGUUCUCGACAUGUUCGACAAGGGCGUCGCGCACUUGGUCGACGGCGUCGAGAUUGACCGCGCGCGAAACGCCCUGACCCUCAGCAUAGACAUACACAGAUACUUUGGCGCCUUUGAAAUCUACUUUGAGCCUGUGCCCGGCGUACAUGGCGCACCUGAAACGGCACAGAAAAACGUCUACCGCAUCCAGUCGUUCCUGCCGCCAGCCUUGAACACAAUGUACGGCUUGCCCGUCACACGGACGCUGUUUGUCACCGAAUCCCGCACCAUCGACCCUCCAUCGCCACGUCUCCUUGCUGUUCACCGCGCCAUUGCCCACAUUCUGCACCUCUCCGGUGCUGGGGACUACCUGGACAAGCUGCUCCGCGACAUGGACGACAGCUACGUUCGCGCUGACGGCGGUUCGGCCUUGGGUCGUAUGGUCGCUCUCGGCUUGCGCGGUUGGACGAGCCAUGGCUCUGCUGUACACUAUGAGUGA